Egretta garzetta (little egret) is the source of this 8776-nucleotide messenger RNA. RefSeq names its product polyhomeotic homolog 3 (gene PHC3). Gene Ontology annotation, molecular function: zinc ion binding; protein binding. NCBI's taxonomy places the organism in Eukaryota, Metazoa, Chordata, Aves, Pelecaniformes, Ardeidae. Gene Ontology annotation, cellular component: PRC1 complex; nucleus. The record is from RefSeq and is a predicted model, not a curated record.
CAGGCUGGACGAACACUGCACAGCUAUGGAGAAUGAGCCAAACACAACAACAUGUUCUGCAUCCACAACGACUAUCACUACCACUUCCACUUCACGGACGCAGCUGCCGCAGAUAUCUGUCUACAGCGGCUCUGACAGGCAUGCCGUCCAGGUUAUUCAGCAGGCCUUGCAUCGUCCUCCUAGCUCAGCUGCUCAGUACCUCCAGCAGAUGUAUGCAGCCCAACAGCAGCAUCUAAUGCUGCAGACUGCUGCUUUGCAGCAGCAGCACUUAAGCAGUACCCAAUUUCAGAGUCUGGCAACUGUACCACAGGCAAGCCUGUCAGGUGGGAGGCAAUGUACUUCCCCCACUGGGAGUGUCACUCAGCAGUCAAGCAUGUCGCAGACCUCGAUUAACCUCUCCACCUCUCCUACACCUGCACAGAUAAUAAGCCGCUCACAGACCUCCAACACCACCAGCAGCAGUAUUACCCAACAGACUAUGUUGCUGGGGAGCACCUCUCCAACCCUGAGUGCAAGCCAGGCUCAAAUGUAUCUACGAGCUCAAAUGCUUAUUUUUACUCCUGCAACCACUGUGGCUGCUGUCCAGUCUGACAUUCCUGUUGUCUCAUCAUCUUCCUCAUCUUCCUGUCAGUCUGCAGCUACUCAGGUUCAAAACUUGACAUUGCGCAGUCAGAAGUUGGGUGUAUUGUCAAGUUCACAGAAUGGCCCACCAAAGAGCAGCAGUCAAACUCAGUCAUUGUCUCUGUGCCCUAAUAAAUCUGCAACCAGUUCCAAGGGGAGCCAACCAGAUCCCUCAGAAAGCAAUAGAAAGGGUGAGAGCCCAACUCCAGAGUGUCGGAGUACACCAGUCACACGGACAUCAAGCAUACAUCAUUUAAUAACACCAGCUUCAUAUUCUCCAUUGCAACCUCAUUCUCUAGUAAAACAUCAGCAGAUCCCACUUCAUUCACCACCUCCAAAGAUUUCCCAUCAUCAGCUGAUACUGCAACAGCAGCAGCAAGUCCAGCCAAUUGCACUUCAGACUCCUUCGGGUCAGGAACCCCCUCCAUCACAGCACUGUCUACCACUCCCAAGCCACGGUCUUCCUCCAGGUCCCAGCAGUGUCCAGUCUCAUUGUUCACCUAUUCACAUCCAUCCUCCACCUCUAACACUAUCUCCUACUCCAUCCCAGUCAGCUCAGCAGUCAGUAGUGGUAUCCCCUCCACCUUCUCACUCCCCUAGUCAAUCACCCACCAUAAUUAUUCACCCUCAAGCACUUAUUCAGUCACAGGCAAACUCCCUCGUGCCAACAGCUCUUCAGCCUGAGCAGCCUGCUUCUCAGCAAACUGCUACCAAUCCAGUUCGACCAAUUGCACAGCCGCUUAAUCUUCCGUCGCAUCUUCCUCUUCCAUCUUCCCCCGCUGUACACAUAGGGUCAGUAGAUCAGCCCAGCUUAGUUUCCCCAGGCCAACAGAUCGUGUCCUCGACACCACACCAGCAAUACUCAGCCUUGCAGUCCGCACCUAUCCCUCUUGCAGCUCCUCCUCAGCUGUCAACAUCUUCAACCCAGAUUCAGCAACUGCCUUUGCAGUCUGUGCAGUCUUUACAAGUGCAGCCUGAAAUUCUGUCCCAGGGCCAGGUUUUAGUUCAAAACACUUUGGUUUCUGAGGAAGAACUUCCUGCUGCAGAAGCUUUGGUCCAGCUGCCAUUUCAAACUCUUCCACCACCACAGACUGUCGCAGUAAAUCUUCAGGUGCAGCCAUCAGUACCAAUUGAAACUCCAGUGAUUUACCAAGUGGAGAAUGUGUGUGAAGAAGAGAUGCCUGAGGAAUCGGAUUGUGUCCAUAUGGCUAAAAAACCCACCCCCCCAACCUUGGGGAACGGAGAGGCACUUAAUUCAGAAGAUCCUUUGUCAGAACAUGGGGGACUACCUUCAGUGACAUCAUCAGUCAGUGCCUCAGUAAUUAAAUCUCCAUCUGAUCCGUCACAUGCCUCUAUUCCACCACCACCUCUUUUGCUUCCAGCAGCAACAACAAGGAGCAACAGCACAUCAAUGCCCAAUAGCAUUCCUAGCCUAGAAAAUAAACCUCCACAGGCUAUUGUUAAACCCCAGAUACUGACCCAUGUUAUUGAAGGCUUUGUGAUUCAGGAGGGGUUAGAGCCGUUCCCUGUAAGUCGUUCAUCUCUGCUGGUAGAACAGCCUGCAGAAAAAAGAUUGCUAGUGGAGGGUCAAAUCAUGAGUGUUGUGUGUGUUGAAUCAGACUUGCAGAAUACAAAACAUGCAGACAACUCAUCGGACACAGAGAUAGAGGAUAUGAUUGCAGAAGAGGGACUGGACGAAAUUGAAAAUGAUCUUCUGAAGUGUGAAUUUUGUGGAAAAAUGGGAUAUUCUAAUAAGUUUCUAAGGUCAAAAAGAUUCUGCUCCACAUCCUGUGCCAAAAGGCACAGCCUUAGUUGCACUAAGAAAUUUGGGCUGUUUACAUCUGACAAGACCAGUCGCUGGAAUCGGAAGUCAGAUAGCCAAAGUCUUGGGCGACGCGGGCGUCGACCGAGUGGCCCUGAUGGGGCGUCACGAGAUCAUUUUCUUAGACAGCUUCCAAUUACUUAUCCAUCUGCAGAAGAAGAUAUGGCUUCUCAUGAAGAUGCUGUUCCAGCUGCCAUGACCACCCGUCUGCGGAGACAGAGUGAAAGAGAGAGAGAACGUGAACUUAGGGAACUGAGAAUUAGGAAGAUGCCAGAGAGCAUUGACUUGUUACCAGUGGUGCAAGCUGACCCAUCCGUAUGGACUGUGGAUGAAGUUUGGGCCUUCAUACAUUCUUUGCCUGGUUGUCAAGAUAUUGCAGAUGAAUUUAGAGCACAAGAAAUUGACGGACAAGCUCUCCUCUUGUUGAAGGAGGAUCACCUUAUGAGUGCAAUGAAUAUUAAGCUUGGACCUGCAUUGAAAAUCUGUGCGCGUAUCAAUUCAUUGAAAGAAUCCUAGGGGGUGAACAUGAAGGUUUAAACAACAGUUUCUCAGUGACAGAACCGACAGUAACAUGCCAAUAUCUUCACUGUGGCAUGAGUAUUACUGUGAUGUUUUGUUAAAUACAUGGGGGUUUCCCCACAUAAAGACUUAAAAAUGUUCCUUUGAUUAUACCAGGUAGUCCUCUGUAGUUUCCAACAAUUAAUAGGUUCGUGGUAAAGCCUGAGUAAUACUUUGAGUUGAAGUGGGAGUUCAUGGAAAAACAUGACGUGAAAUACGCUGCGAUAGCUUAAAUAUUCCCAAAUAUGUACUUUAUCUUGUAAGUUUAAGAUUAACGCCCCAGCACCCACCCCAAUCUAAACACCAUUUAAAUUGUGUUGCUGUAUUCUGAAAGAUUUUUCCCCACAUACAGCCAUUUUUGGACUGAAAUAAUAGAAGUGUCCACAGACUCUGUGGAAGCACUAAUAACAGUAAAAUGCUAUGCAUUUAGUUGUGCUCUCUGAGUUUCUUUUAGUCUUGAGCAAAUUGUUUGUAAGGGGUAGGUUGGCAGCCUGUUUUCCUUGUGUAGGCUUACCCUCAUCUCUGCCACUGUAGUAUUUUCUUGAAGUCUGGAAAUACUAUAAACCAUGUAGACGUCUCAUCGAAAUCCUCAUCAUCAGGCUACUGAAAUGCAAUGGCACGACACUCUUGCCGGAGGUAACUGAAGCACAUGUUACUUUACUCUUUGUAUGCUGCUAUGCACUGAGAGGGCAUUAAGUUGUUAGGUUUGUAAUUUCGCAUGCUGCUAGUUAAACUAGACCAGCAGUUCUCAAAUGGGGGUUCAGAGUGGAUCCUGGGAAGGUGUGAGAGCACUCAGGGUUCAGGUUCCCAAACGCCUAGGUGUGAGGGGCUGAAAACUGCAGCCAGAACUAGCUCAUGUUGAGACAAGUGUACUUUAAAGACUGCAGGUAGAGAAGGGAUAGCAUAGCUCAGAUGCUCUGUUUCUUGAUACCUCUUCUAACUUGUCUUUCCCUGUAGUGCAUUCCCAUUGCCUCACUGGAAGCUUCCAAGCACCUUUUAUUUGGCCACUGGCUAGCGUGAGCUGGGCUUGCAGUAGUCUGAGGAAGGAGCGUGGUGAGUUGCUCAAUGAGGUCCUUUCAGAGCUCGGUGUAGGAGCAGCCGCUGCUGCAGGGAGGGAGCCUGGAGCCACAGGCAGGCAGGAGGAGUGUGGGGAGAAAUCUCUGGGGUCCUGCUUUGUCUCCUCUGGCAGGAGAUUUUGACCUGGAUGCUGCAGCCCCAGGUGGUGUGGUUUUAGUGGCUCCCUUCAUCUUCCCUCUCUCGCACUCUGCGCGGAACAAAUAUCUCUUUCCCCAGUUACUGACGCUCUCGGAAGCUGCUCAGGCUCUGAGGCUGCAGCACCUUCUUGGCAUUUGCUUCCCCAUCGCCUGCGUACGGAUGUUCAUGGAUGUAUUUCGUACCUUCUGUUCCCUCCCUUUUGCAGCUCCACUCCCCUUAAUGUACAGACCUUGAUCCCUAAGCUCUUGUGUAGGGGAAGAAGGGUAUGUGUGCUGAUACAGUCGUUGUGUAUAUUUGAAUUAAAUAUGUGUAUGUGUCUGCAAAUACUGUAUUUUGUAUUUUAUGCAAAUUAAUGCAUAAUAUAUGGUUGUGUAGGGAGAUAUUCAGGGGGACCCUAAAGUAUUCCUGAAAAGAAGAGGAACUGAUCUAAAGUUUGAGAACUGCUGACCUAGAUCAAAAGGAGUCAAUGCACAUACACUGGCUGAAAAGAAGGUUUAUGACAGGUAGAUUAAUAUGUAUAUUAUUUAACUGAUGACCUUAAAGAGUAAAUUGGAAUUACAGAAAAAUCUGUGCUUCAUUUUCCUUUUAUUAGACUAUUGCUUUGUUUCUACUAACAGACUUUCUGCCAUUAUCUUCCAGAGAUCAACAGUAGAAUCACUGUUUUUAAUUACAACUGUUUGAGCUUACUAAUAGCAGAUGUUACUAAUAUUUUUAUUAACCACUGAAGCUCCAAGUUAGGACAACCUAUUGCUGUUACGUGCUAGUAUGUGGUGAGACCCCUUAUCCAAAUGGCACCAAAGGCUUUAGAGAAUUCAUUGAUGUCUGGGUUUAUUUUGGAGGGAAGUUGCUAAGCACUUUCUAAUUUGUUUUUUUCUGUCUUCGGUUACUGUUGUCAAAUAAACUUCUUAGUUGAAGGUUCGAUGUUUGGCAAUGUUCAUUUGAAAGGUAUUCAAAUGACGGAGACAGUAGGUUCCCAUUUGUAGCAUUUCUGUAAGAUACACUGUGUAGCAUAUCUGUAACAUAAGUUCUAAAGGAUGCGUUCUCUUUUGAUGAGCUAAUUGAAGACUAAAGAUAUCUUAGAUAUUUAUCCUUUGGCUUUUGUCUUAAAGUUUUAUUAUUUUUAUACGAAAGUUUCACUGGCUAAUUUUUAAUCUUUCUUCUGAUUGUACUGUUCUUUGGCAAUGUAAAAAGUAGGUAUACGUAAAUGUGAUUUGGUAAUGGCUUAAGGCAUAUUGGAAAAUGUGGAUUUAUGAGUCUUAUUUAGACCUGCAGUUAAUCGCAGUGGUGUUACAUGCAUGAGAAUUUCACAGUUGUUUUAAUUUUGCUUUAUUAGACAGCUUUCAGGAGAACUUCUACCGCUAGUGUUUAUAUACGACUCUCGGACAUAAUCACUGACUGAUGCCAGGAGCUCAGAGUAGACCUGGUUAAUGCACGCCUGUUCAGGUUCUUCUGGUACACUACAUUUUCUGUGGUUUUGGGAGAGUCACAGAUAGUGAGUUAUGCUUUAAAUAUUCAUGAAUGCAGCAACUAAGAAUGUGGGCCUUAUGCACAUUGGAAGUUUUUUCGCCUUCACUGAUUUUGGCAUUAAGCAGGAGCUUAGGAGCAGGCACAGCUAUACUAACCUACGCUGAUAGAAGUGCACAUCCAUUGGAGUGUUUGCCAGUAUCGCUGUGUCAACAAAAUCAAUUAAAAAAAAAUCACACUUGUACAUAAAAGUACACUGGAAAACUUUCAAGUGCAACUAAAGUCUACUUCAGAAGUUUUUGAAUUUACUCUGAAAAGCAAUAUAAUACUUCGAGUAAUAUUCCUCCAGAACCAUUCUGCAUACCAAUCGCUUGUUUCUGUUUAGAUCAGUGAGAUUUUCCCAGGCUUAUACUACCAUUUUCUGUGGCUUUCCCCACAAGUUCAGAUAGCCCCUCUUGCGAAAGAGGAAGUAUUGCAGAUUUUAGUUGACUCUUUUUUUUUUUUUUUUUUUAACACUUGCUCCCACUGAAUGUGUCUACAAGAAACCCUUUUUGUUAUCUCUGUUUCCUGGGGUUUUGUAUUCUGUAUUCAGACCGCUGCUGUUGUGAGCUACAUCUCACAGUAAUCCCCACAAUUUUUCAGUUCCUAUCAAAAGGAAUAUAGGGCACCGUAGGAUCUUGGCUCAAAAGGGAGAUAUGUUGGAUGGCUUUUUCCCUUCCUUUUUCUCUGCUGGUCUCCGUCCUACCCUAUUCCUUAAUGCAAACUGCAGCAUUAGCUCAGGGCAAAACCCUCUUGCAGAGUACUGGGCUGACUGUGGCUGUCAAGAUUUCUUCCAACAGAAUUGUAACUGUUACACUUGUCUUGGCUUCAGAGUUUAUUUGGGGUCUUAAAGAAACGCACCUGAAUGGACAAAAUGGGUAUGCAGAUUCCUCUGCUCAGUCUGGCCCAUAUCACUCAACAGCCCUGCUUUGCAGCUGAAAUGGAGAACUCCAGCAAGGAAGCUCGGCCACCUCCGCUGACCGAAGGGCUCUGGGAGCUCUAGGCUGCUCCUUGUUCAAGAACAAGGAUUGCAAAUGAAUUCCUAACUUCUCCCAGCCAACCCAUAUUGCCUGACAUCUGGCACGUUCAUAAGGCUCUAUCACUUUGCCUAUAUAGAGAAUGAAAAACAUCUCGUCAGGUUAAUCUGUCAGUUGCCUGACCAGAGAACGUUUGAAGGGUUUUUAAACAGACUGCAUUGUAAAUCCCUUCUUUAACCAUUAAUCCAUCAUAUUUUUUUCCAGAAAUGAAGUUCUUGAUGGAGGGUAAAACCUUUGCUAGAUUUGUGUCAAUGAGUUAUCUCAAAUAGAAAGUUCAUGUCCUGCAAGCAUCCAUUUCCUCAUUCUUUCCUAUGAAAGCAGGGUUUUUUUUUUUCCCUAACUUCUUUUUGAACAAAUCACAAGUGGGAAUCCAGCCUUUUGAGUAGAACAGAUGGAGCCCAUCAUAACUGCAGAUGUGGCAGCAAGAGGAGAAAAAUGGGAUAAAAAUAAGUAUUUGAGCAGGCUUACGAUAGCUUUUGCAUCGCUUUAUCUCAAUCUUAGCUGUAAGGAAAUGUUCAGGUAUAAAACCAGUUCUUAACUGUAGCUUGAAUGCACGUUGAUGUGGUGAGACUUUGCUGGGCGCCGCGUGUCACUGCCUGGCAUGCCGGUUGAAACGAAUGCCGACUUCAGAUGACUGCUCUCCUUGUAGUAUCACAAUAUCAAUGCAGAGCCGUACAGCUCUACAGCUUCAGACAUUUCUUAGACAUUGACAAACGUGUACUCUGAAGUGAUCAAAGAAUUCAAUGACAGCUGCACCGUGAGUCCUGGUUUUGCAAAUAAUGAAGACAUCCACGUAAUUUAUAUCAUGAGUAGUUCCAGUUUGUAUUGAGACUAUUGACACUAAAAUUAAGCAUGUGUAUGAAAGUUUGCAGGGUUAUUUUCUCACCAGUACUGCACAGAGAUUUCCUGUUAGCAUAUAUUUAGAUACGUAGUUGUCAUGCACUAGCCAAACUUUAUGCAUCAGUUGUUCUAGGCUGCAGAUAAUGGCUCUGCAAAAGAAUCAAUCUAGCAUACUUUUUUUACAUGUUCACCCAAAUUAGUUUACUAGAAAUGGAGAGAAACUAAUGUUUUAAAGUAUUUUGCUUUAAAUGUACUGUUUCUGUUGAAUGCUGAGCAGAACAGGUAUGAACAGAGCUAUAAAUGCAUAAUUUGAAAAGUGUUAAUAAUUGCUCAUAGUGAAUUAAUUUUUAAGUCACUCUUGCACAGUGAGCUGUAGUUUCAGGCAGGAAAUAUUGUGAGGAGAAAGAAAUUUAAACUCAUUUAAUGCUUAGUUCAUUUAAGCUAAGCCUAAAGUAAGUUAGUUUUGCAGGAAUUUGCCUUUAGUUGUGAGAACUUACUUGGACCCGAUCGGUUCUAUGUAGUUAUAUCCACUGGAUGGCCUGGCAAAUAGCGACAUUUAAAAAAAGAGAUGGUAAUUAUGAUACAAAUAAGUGCCUGCUGUGUAGAUGCUACAUCUGCUUUCUUUUUCAAAAAGCUGUCCCUAAUGCCAGCCUGUGCCCCGCAGGGACGUAGAUUGCGAAGAAGAGCAGUUAGCACACAUUACCCUAAAUCCAUAUGAAUCAGGCUGGUUUGGUUUUACCAUCCGUGUAACUUCAGAGGAGCUCUGUCUGUGCCGUUUCCUUCUCUAUCUCAAUUUCUAAAUGUGCUUUCUGCCCUGGCGGGUGUCAGCUGUGUUGGCCAGAGGAUUUUGUGUCCUGCUUGUCCCCUGGGUCUCGCCAUCAGCACUUCCACGUGUAUUCAAGGCCCCGUCCUAAGCUGCCGUGUAGGUGUUUGUAACUUCUACGUUAAAUCUUACACGCACCUGCUCAUUCACUUGAAGGUUGUGCGUAUUAUUUACUGAUCUCUUAGAGCAAAGUGGAAGGAGAAAGCAAAAUUCAAAGAUGUGAAUAUGCUUGUAAUUGAAGGUAUGUGGUAAGCUCAUAGUCCAGCUUUUGUAACCGUUGUUCUAACUUUUCUGAAGCACAGUUCUGGGAAGUCAGUGUUACGAACAGAUUUCAAGUUAAAAAAUUUUAAACUUAGC